UGCUCGUGACGCAUUUUGUAGUACUAUUUAAUAUAAUAUAAAUGAAGUAUGAUACGAUGGGUAUGGAUGCUGGAUUUCUUACAUCAGUUAACGGGGAUGUGAGACGUGGAGGAAAGGUGAUUUCGUUGUCCAGUGAUGAGCGCCAUUUUUGAAUAAUAUCUGGUCAUUAAAGAACUAGGUUAACCGGACAAUAGUGAGAGAUGAUUUGAUCACGUGAUGGUCAUGGCGAACAUUCAAACACGGUUGCUGAUUUGGGAUCGAAAAAUCACCUCGUUCAUGGUAAUGAAUGCUGUUCUCAAUUCGCACAGUGAUCUACGCUUCGUCUUUUUAUGUAUGGAGUGGUCAAUGCAUGGUGCUUUAUGGCUAGUUUUUAGUUCGUUUAUAUUCCUGAUAUCUAUGAGAUAUAAUUUUUCAUUGAAUACCAGAUAUGAAUUAGCUAUAUUAACAUUUGGUCUCUGUACUGAUUUGAUAAUUGUUGGGGUUAUCAAAGGAAUAAUAAGAAGAUCGCGGCCACCUUUUGACAUCAAGGAUCAGCUCUACGAGGCGCCUUUGGUUGACAAAUUUUCGUUUCCUUCUGGUCAUUCUUCUCGUGGUGCAAUGCUCUCAGUCUUGUGCUUGACCUUUUGUUCGCUUCCAUAUUUUAUUACUCUUGCUGUGAAGUUAUUUCCAAUUGUAUUGGGAGCUUCAAGAAUUCUUGUUGGCCGACACUAUGUUAGCGAUGUUGUGAUAGGUUUAUUACUUGGUUACGCAGAAGGGAAUUUCGUACAAUGUUUGCCAUUGCAUACAGUAGAUCUGCUGAAACAGAUGUUUCCUAUGAUAUUUGAUGGUAAUGAACAAUGGAAAACAUAACUUGAUAUUACGCCAAUUCUUUUAACAUGCUGCAUCACCGUUUGGCUAUGCACCGUUGGAAGGAGCUCGGAAUGACAGUCAUUCCGUUUCUGAAUAAAAUUCAUC
Loa loa (African eye worm) is the source of this 954-nucleotide messenger RNA. RefSeq lists its product as hypothetical. Bases 217 to 849 code for a protein of 210 amino acids. Lineage: Eukaryota; Metazoa; Nematoda; Chromadorea; Rhabditida; Onchocercidae. Gene Ontology annotation, molecular function: sphingosine-1-phosphate phosphatase activity. The record is from RefSeq and is a predicted model, not a curated record. The transcript has 8 exons.